GUAUUAUUACAUCACUUCCGCUUCAAUAUAUAUACACGAACGAGUCAUCCAUAGUCGCUCCCAUCACUCUGAAAACUCCGAGUUCCAACUGAAACACAAAAAUAUGUCACUCUCCUUGCAAACUCCGCCCUUCUCGGCCCUCUCUUCCUCCUCCUCUCUCCAGGGGAGUUUGAGGUUCUCAGCUAGAUCAACUGCUUGUAAUCUGGUUACACUCAAGCUUCAGAGGUCGUUUCCUCAAAUUCGAGCUUCCUCUGGAUUUUCGUCCUCUCUCGACACUGGUGCGAGAACUGAAUUGGAUGCAGUGUCUAGAUUCAGCGAGAUUGUUCCGGACACCGUCAUUUUCGAUGAUUUCGAGAGGUUUCCUCCAACAGCGGCUACAGUUAGCUCCGCACUACUUUUGGGUAUAUGUAGCCUUCCAGACACCAUAUUCAGAAAUGCUAUUGAAAUGUCUUUGGCGGAUUCAGGGUGUUAUGGGCUAGAAAACUCUGAGUUGAGAUUGUUAUGUUUCUUUAAUAAGGCCUUGGUGAACGUUGGUGGUGACUUGGCAAAACUAGUCCCUGGUCGAGUUUCAACUGAAGUGGAUGCACGUCUUGCUUAUGACACACAUGGCAUUAUCAGGAAGGUGCAUGACUUGUUGCAUUUGUACAACGAAAUUAAUGUACCUCCCGAACGAUUACUGUUUAAAAUUCCCUCAACUUGGCAAGGAAUAGAGGCCUCAAGAUUGCUGGAAUCUGAAGGCAUACAGACUCAUUUGACUUUUGUAUACAGCUUUGCACAAGCCGCAGCAGCAGCCCAAGCUGGUGCUUCUGUUAUUCAGAUUUUUGUUGGCCGUAUAAGGGAUUGGGCACGCAACCAUUCCAAUGACCCCGAGAUUGAAUCUGCUAUCAAAAGGGGAGAGGAUCCAGGGUUGGCUUUGGUGUCAAAGGCUUAUAAUUACAUUCACAAGAAUGGAUAUAAAUCAAAGUUGAUGGCUGCAGCCGUUCGGAACAAGCAGGACUUAUUCAGUCUCCUGGGAGUUGACUACAUCAUUGCACCAUUGAAGAUAUUGCAAUCUCUCAAAGAGUCUGUUACUGCUCCUGAUGAAAAGUACUCUUUCGUUAGGAGACUCUCUCCAGAGUCUGCUGCCAGCUACAAUUUCAGUAAAGAAGAGCUUGUGAAGUGGGACCAAUUAAGCCUUGCAUCAGCCAUGGGACCGGCGGCUGUGGCACUUCUGGCUUCUGGACUAGACGGUUAUAUUGACCAAGCCAAGCGAGUGGAAGACUUAUUUGGGAAGAUUUGGCCUCCCCCAAAUGUUUGAGGUGCUCCCCAUCCCUUGCCAUGCAGAUCUAUCUAUUUUUUUCGAGAAAGUGAUGUGAAUUAGAGUGUUAUCUUUUGCAACACCUGUUUCCAAUCGUGGCUCUAUCAAUUUAGUCGUCGACAUUCCCCCGUUAAUUUCGACCUUGUUAUAACCAUCAUAUACUGCUACCAUAUUUGCCAGUCAAUGAAGAUCUGCUCGAGUGUUUUGUGCUCCA
This is a messenger RNA of Carya illinoinensis, 1511 nucleotides long. Its product is annotated as transaldolase. The record is from RefSeq and is a predicted model, not a curated record. Gene Ontology annotation, molecular function: transaldolase activity. NCBI's taxonomy places the organism in Eukaryota, Viridiplantae, Streptophyta, Magnoliopsida, Fagales, Juglandaceae. The transcript has 13 exons. Bases 104 to 1297 code for a protein of 397 amino acids. Gene Ontology annotation, cellular component: intracellular anatomical structure; cytoplasm. Gene Ontology annotation, biological process: pentose-phosphate shunt; carbohydrate metabolic process.